CACACACACACACACACACACUACGAAGAGUUCUGAACGACUCCGACACUUUAUUCAGCAUAAACAAAAGUGUCAUUCUCUGUUUUUACUGCAAAUUAGUUUGAUCGGUUUUUCUUCAUUUUGUUUUUCAGUUUUUGGCAAAAACCGAACGAUAGCAGUUUGUUAGAAUCGGCGUUUGAGGAUCAAGUCUAUUUAAUUUUCUCUGCAGAUCGGAGGCAUUGAGAUGCCCUCUGAUUUCACGUCGCUCUUUAGCGCGGAUAUCGACCUCGAUUCGCCCAAGUCCCUCUUCUGCAAAGAAUCAGUAUAUGAUCUUCUCCCCAAAGAGCUGCAGCUGCCAUCUACUAGAGAGCAGAACGCAGCCGCUAUGAGUCAAAACAGUGGUGGAGAGGCAGGACCUCUCCCGGCAACAGCCCUCGCUGCAGAUGCCUCAUCUGCCUCCUCUGCUAUGAACAUGGGAAGUCCUCGCACUGCUUUUCCCAUCUCUACCAGUUCAACCGUGCACUCCACAUCAGCUUCAGAGCAGAUUGCUAUAAAUGACAGCAGCACACCAGGAGAUUCAACCAGCCGAAGGAAAGCUGUGUUGUUGGAAAGCAGGGUCUCCAGCUGCAACAGGGUGUGCGAUGAAAAAGGUGAAUCCAGCCAGCAGACUCAACAGCAACACCUGAUGACGCCUUCCAAACGGUCUGUCCUCAACAUCUCGCCUCCACCCGAAGACCUGCUUGAUGACAGCCGCAUGUCCUGCCAGGAUGACCUUCAACUGGACUCAGAGCAGAGCAGCAGCAUCUGGAUAGAAAACUCAGUCUCCAACUUCAGCAUCGUGAGCUCCAGCUCCUACAAUGACAACACUGAAGUGCCCCGCAAGGCCCGCAAGUGCACUCCGCGGCAGAAGCCCGGACCAAAGCCGAUCCCUGCUGAAGAGGCCAGCAUGGAUGUCUUUGAUGCAGAUAGUGCCAAAGCUCCACACUUUGUGCUCUCACAGCUUGGCCCAGACAACAAGGCCUGUUCCAAAUCAAGUUCUGAUGGACCACAAUCAUCUGGUCACAAAGCUGGGAUACUGUCUGGUCAGUAUCCUCAGAAAAGUGAAGGGAAAGAACUGAAGAUUCUGGUGCAGCCUGAGAGUCAGCAUAGAGCCCGUUACCUGACAGAGGGCAGCCGUGGGUCUGUGAAAGACCAAACACAGCAAGGUUUCCCUACUAUCAAGCUUGAAGGAGUGAAGGAGCAAGCGAUCCUGCAGAUUUUUGUGGGCAGUGAUGCUGGACGUGUGAAGCCUCAUGGGUUCUACCAGGCCUGCAAAGUUACAGGCAGAAACACAACAGCCUGUAGAGAAGUGGACAUUGAAGGCACCACUGUUAUUGAAGUGCCUCUGGACCCCAACAACAAUAUGACUCUGGCUGUAGACUGUGUGGGGAUCCUUAAGCUCAGGAAUGCUGAUGUGGAGGCCCGUAUCGGGGUGGCCGGAUCCAAGAAGAAGAGCACCCGUGCCAGGCUGGUGUUCCGAGUCAACAUCCCACGCCUCAAUGGCUCUGUGCUCACGUUACAGACCUCAUCGUCCCCCAUACUGUGCACCCAACCUGCAGGAGUACCUGAGAUACUCAAGAAGAGUUUGCACAGCUGUUCAGUUAAAGGGGGGGAUGAAGUCUUCAUUAUUGGAAAAAACUUUCUUAAAGGAACCAAGGUCAUAUUUAAGGAGAAUGCUUCAGAUGAUAAAUCCUGGAAAGCGGAGGCUGACAUUGACAUGGAGUUUUUCCAUCAGAACCACCUAAUUGUCAAAGUACCUCCAUAUCAAAACCCAGCUAUUACAUCUCCUGUGGCUGUGUGUAUCUGUGUUGUGACAAAUGCUGGACGUUCCCAUGAUGUGCAACCAUUUACAUACACUCCAGAACCAGUUGUUGAUUUGUCUGUGAAGAAGGAAGUUUUACCUCCAGUGACACCCUGUUGUUUUGAACAAGUCAAAGUAGUAAUGGACAGUGCCUUGAUGACCCCAGUUUUGCCUCUUAUUAAACGAGAAGCAGUCACUCCAAUGGAGGUCUCCAGUAACCCCUCAGCCUUCAAGACCUCAGAUGUUAUCAAUUCAGCCCAGCAGGCCUUAGAGAUGAGUACUGAGAUCCCCACCAAUAUUUGCACAUUUUCCAGUCCUCUGUCCCACCAAACAAGAGAACAGGAGCCAUCACAGAACUCUGUCUUUUCCAACAAAGAGCCCUUCAGCACCAUCCAAGAACAGGACCUUGCGCCCAGCAGCUCUUUUCAUGUGCCAAAUAAAUCUCUUCUCCAGCAAGGAGUCCAGCCAUUCCUUUUGGAACACAGAGACAGCAUUGGACAGGAGAGGUCCAGCAACACUGGUGGUUCAGUGGUGGGGCUCUCUCAAAUAGACGACAACCCUCAGCAACAGCUGUCACUUCUACCUCCCGAUGAGGUGGCACAGCUGGAGCAGGCAGUACGGCAGCUGCAAGCAAAGGGAUUCUGCAACAUCCAACUCCAAUCUGAGAAUUCACUGUCAACACAGCGACAACAUCAGCUUCAGCAGCAGCAACAGCAAAUCCAACAACAGCAGCAUCAAAUCCAGCAUCAACAGCAGCAAAUUCAACAGCAACAGCAGCACAUCCAGCACCAAGAGCAACAUAUUCAGCUGGUGCAGCAGCAGCAAGUUUUGGAGAACCUUCAACAUCAGCUCUUUCAGCCGCAGGUUCAAAUUCUUUGUAGUUCAGAGCAGCAGAGCUCUUCCCAGGGUAUGGUGCAGAAUGGAAGUUCACUCUUCCAGCAGACACCUCCACCACCACCACCACAACAACAGGCAGCCUUAUUUCAGCAAGCCAAGAAGCUCAUAUCUAUUCAAACUGGCUUUCUUCAGCAGCAACCCAACCAUUCCUCACCUUCCCUUUUUCACAACCCUACGGCCAUGGCUGAAGUCCAAAGCCCCCAGGAGGCUCUUUUUCACACUCAGAAGACCUCACCCAACCAGGAUCAGGUCCAAGCUUCCCUUUUCCAAAGCAACCUCACGGUUCUCAGUGGAUCCGGUCUGUCCACAGAAGCUCAGCCCUCUGCUACCAGUAUGUUUCUUUCCCAGAAUGCAGUACCGGGUCAGCUCAAUGCCAGUCAACCUCAGCAGCUGUCUUUCCUCACUUCCAUACAGGCAUCUUCUCUGGAGGCCCCCUCUGUAUUCCAGGCUCCAACCCAACUAUCUCCCAACCAGCAAAGCACUCCAAUGGAGCAGCAGCAGUCACCACAGCGGGCCCAACCUGGUUCCCUAUUCCAGAGCAUCUCCCAAUCGUCAAGCAAACUCUCCUCUGGCCAACAACAGCAGCCUGGUCUUCUCCUCAGUUCCUUAACAUCUGCAGUGACACAAGACCAAACCUCCAAUCUGUUAUUCAGUGGCCAAGUCCAAAUUUCAUCGAUGAACAACAGCGCCUUAACUUCCCCAGAACCACAGAACACCUCCCUUCCCUUCACUGUCAGGCAGCAGGAGCCAUCUGAACCCAUGAUGUUUCAGGAUCAGACUACUAUGGUGAUCAACCCGUCCUCAAACAAGCCCAUGUUCCAGGACCAGCAACCCAUGCAGUUGGCGCCAAGUUCUUGUACAGGCUCUUCACAGUCUGUAAACCUCUUCAUGGCCCAGUCCAACUUGCCAGGGGGAAUGGCUUCUCAAGAAACACUUUUUGCACCACAAAGUGAUGUAGCUGGACUUCAGACCAGCACUUCUUCUCCAGUACAACAUCCUGGUCCCCUCUUUCAGACUACAAUGAGUGGAAGCCUCAACCAGCCCAACCAGAAUCAGCAGCCCAACCUCUUCCUCUUUGAGAUCCAGAAUGAGUGCCGUCAAUUGAUGAACUCCCAAGGAACCACGCUGUCUGAUCAGAUCAUUGCCAUCAAUCAGUCUGGUCAGAGUCAGCAAGAGAGCAAAGGGCAAAUCCAGUGUUUACUUGGGCAACCCUUGUCAGACCCUGGAAUUGUGCAGAACACCAUGACAACCUCUCAGAACAUGGAGAAGAUUGAUGACCUUCUGGUGAGCCUUCAGGAGCAAGGCAAUAACAACUCCCACACAUAUUAGAGCCUUCAAGCUUUAGCUUUUUGACAUUUCCCAUCCAUAUAUGUUGGUUGACAUUUCUUGCACACAUAUUGGAUAUUUAGAUUGUUGGAGAUAUUUUGCUCAUACUGAUCAUUGAAAAUAACUAUUUAUUCUUACAAAGUUCUCAGAGUAGGACAUUCACUUUUACAUAACUCCACCCAUGAACUUCGAGAAACUGGCUGUUGACAGAUUUGGCAAAACUUGUUGGAUAAUCACAGUGGAUCUACAAGUUGUCUACAAAUUAAGUUUUGUUAGUCCAUUUUAGCUAUUACUGUUUGACAGCACUUUUGGAGAGGAUUUAGAAGAGCAGGACACAUGUGGUGACUACAGUUAUACUUUAGUGGCAUCACUACAAAUAUUAACAUAAUUUCUGGAUUCCACACAUCUUUUAUGUUGUCCUGUGAUGUCUGUUUUUAGCUGUGAACUAAACUAAUCAUAAAAAAACAGAAUGCCUGCUAUUGGUAUGUCUCGAUACAAGCAGUCUGCAGUGAGAAUUUCUGCCUCAGUACACUUGAGUAUCUAUGUAUAAGCUAUUUUUCAUUUCAUGUUUUAGAUUAGUCAAACUGCGAAAGAAAAUAUCUAUAUGAAAAAUAAACUAAAUGUGUUUUGGCAUUUUCCUACAGCACUUCUUAUAUAAGUUUUCAGUGUGGUUAGUUACUCCUGAUUUUACAAUUUGUCAAGAUUUCUAUCUCUAUCUCAAAUGUUUACUGUACAUAUAAUUCUACUGUCGUUCAUCUGUUUAGACUUCUGUUUAUUUUAGACUGGUCAAUUUAAUAGCAUCAAUCAGAAAAUGCACAUUCAUGGUUAAAAAUCCGAAUCAGAUUAUGAAAUACAAAGAACCUUCAUUUAGCUUCUGCUAUUUAAUAAUAAUUAAAAAAAAAAAAAAUCUUGCCAUCUCAUUUAGCUUGAGUGAUUUCGGAUGUCUGCUUAAUGUUUUGCAUGUCUGAGUGUCCUAUAUACAUGCACAUUUGUGACAUUUAAGAUAUUUCUAAAAGUGUCUCGUGUUUUCUUCUACUUAUUUUAAAAUAUUUGCGUGAUGCUCAAAAUAUCUUUUGUCAUUAUGGUAGUUUAUUUUAUUUGCCAGCGUCUGGAACGCUGGAAGAGGGCAGAUUGCUUUUAAUGGCAAAUCAGAAGGGAGUGUCAAACCAGUAUUACAGACAAGUUCUCUAAAUAUACUGGCAUACAGUAUAGAUAUAUACUGGCAUACAGUAUAGAUAUAUACUGUAAAUGCUGGGAAGCAACCCUUUAAAGGAAGUAACCCUUUAUCUAUUUUAGUAGAAAUAGAGUUUGUUUCAAGCAUUUAGCCUGGUCAUAAACAUAACUGUAAAAUACAUUUGUAAAAUUUUAAUUUCUAGGGCAUGUCAAGACUUCAGACAAUUAUCAAGUUUGCAUCUACUUCUUGACAAAUUAUCUACUACAUGGCCAGUUCUGUGGCUCAAAUGGAUGUUUGCAUAUUUGGUUGUGAAGUGAGUUUGUUUUGAAUGCAUAGAAACAUUAUGUGAGCUCUAUAUUUUCGGUAAUUUCAAGCUCAUACUGUAUAUGUGUUUGGGUGUCAGGCGCGAUGUAAAGCUGCCAAACUAGAAUCAUAGGCUGGUGUGAAGUUAGUUGGCAGAUAUUGUUUUGUUGUUAGCAUAAGGGUAAGUACAUACAUUAUGAGGGAGCUGUUCUCUGUAAUGUCAAAGAAAUGGCUCAUUUGAGCCUGCUAUGUUUGGUAUUAAAUGUCAAAUUUUUUGACCAUUUUCUUUGCUCAGAAACUUUGGUGAUUUUUAUACCUACUUUUUAGUAGAAACUAUUUUAACCUCUUUUUGGAGAUGUUUUGCUUGAAGGGUGCUGUCACAUAUUUCUGAAUGAGAAAGAACUGUGAAUUUGAACUGGAAAAAAGCUUUCCAUGACUCAUCUUCAUCUCUGUACAAUACUAAUUUUUCUUUUAUUUUUGUUGUUUCCAUAUUACUCUAUUUAAGUGAAUAUUGACUUUUUCACCAAACCUCUUUUUAGAAAAUAUUAAUUUAUUAUUAUUUUCAAGGUUAUGUCUCAAGUCUCAAGAAUUUUCUCAGUUAAAAUCAAUGCCUAUGUUACAUUUUAAUUCAGCUGCAUAGUUGUUACAACAUAUUUUAUAUUUAGUUUGUUUCUUUUAUCUGAUAUCUUUUCCAGAAGAAAGCAUAUGUGCAGACCAUAUACUAUUAUAACAUGAUCAUUAGGCUGCAGAGGUGUUAAUUACAGUAAUUAUAAUAAUGCACAGUGAUACAAUUGUAACAUUCCUGUUGUAGUCUCACUAUUGCAAUGCAUAAUGCAUAUGUGGUCAGAACAGGAUUUCUGAUAAUUAUUUUAUUAAACCUUUGGAAAAUUAAAGCCAUAUAAUCCAACAUUACCCCUCAAAAUUAUAUUUUGUGUGAUUCAGAAAUGCACCAUGGGACCAAUUAUUAUUUAUUUUUAUAAAUACAUUUAUAAUUCAGAAAUCCAAUCUUCUGUUUUGGGUAAAAUAUCAAAAAAAUAUUAUUAAGCAAUAAAUGUACAAGAUAAAGUUUGCAAGUGCAAUGUCUGUAUUUUUGAAAGGGUUUUCUUUUACAAUAUUCUAUUUUUCACAGUACAAAAUUACAAAUGAGGCUUGGCAUAUCAUUCCUUGUUUCUAAUAAACAGAAAUACUAAAUCUAUUCCAAAAAAUACGCCUCUAAAAUGACUUAUUUCUGUAAGUUGCAUGAAGUGGUGAGUUUAAUUGGUAGUUGUGCCUUGUGAUUUGGUGAUUCCUUAUUGCCAUUGGGGUUUUUUUAACAAGUAGUUGGACCUCAGUCAUUACACAAUGCCCCUUUAAAAUAAGUUCAAAGAAAUAUGCAUGUCUAAUAAAUUUCAAUUUACAAAUGACUAGAAAAUAAAAUAUUUUUUACAAAAUCACAAUUACUUUUCAUUUUAAUAUAUGCUUAGUUUUAAACUUUAUGCAGCAGUAAAUACGUUGCUUUAAGCUGCUAUGCAGUUACACUGAGUGCAAGCAAAAAAACAUUUGUCAUAUUCAGUUGGACUUCUUUAAUCCUUUAGCAAAGAGGAACUUAAACUGUUAUGGUUCUGUUGCUUUUUAUGAUAAUUCCUAAUGUGCCAUAAUGAAUGGCACAAUAGUUAUGUCAUUCUUAUGGCAAGCUACUUUAAUGUGUCAGUUCACUAGACAAAUAUGGUGUUAAAUGAGUGCUGUUUGUUGUGUCUCUUAUUUUGUUUUGAAAUUGUUAUGACUGACAGUUGAUAUUGGAUGUAAAGCUGAAAUGCAUUAUUAGCUACUUCUGAAAUAUUAACUGUGACACUUUAUAAAUAUUUGUGCUUUUGGUUGGGCAUUUUUACUCUUUCAGCUAUUUUUCUGUAGAUGUGCUGCUAUAUAUAUAAAUAAAAUAGGUUAAAAUA
This is a messenger RNA of Myxocyprinus asiaticus (Chinese sucker), 7447 nucleotides long. RefSeq names its product nuclear factor of activated T cells 5b (gene nfat5b). Gene Ontology annotation, biological process: regulation of transcription by RNA polymerase II; calcineurin-NFAT signaling cascade; cytokine production. The record is from RefSeq and is a predicted model, not a curated record. Lineage: Eukaryota; Metazoa; Chordata; Actinopteri; Cypriniformes; Catostomidae. The transcript has 13 exons. Bases 224 to 4045 code for a protein of 1273 amino acids. Gene Ontology annotation, molecular function: DNA-binding transcription factor activity, RNA polymerase II-specific; transcription factor binding; RNA polymerase II cis-regulatory region sequence-specific DNA binding. Gene Ontology annotation, cellular component: transcription regulator complex.